AUGGAAAUCAAGGUAGCUGAAACUGCAACCGGGCCAAGUCAAGAAAUCUCUGAACAAGAUGUGCCAUUGCUGGAAAAUAAAGGUCUGCCUGAAAUUGAACGAACCCUCAUCCAGCAAGCUAUUAGCCAGACAUUUGAGAGCACCGCAAACCUGGCCAAUCUUCUUCCGACAGGAUCGGUGCUUGCUUUUCAGCUUCUGGCCCCAAUAUUCUCAAACCAGGGAGAGUGUGAUGCCGUUAGUCGAAUGCUCACGGCUGGGCUUGUGGCUCUCUGUGGCCUGUCUUGUUUCUUGUUCAGCUUCACAGACAGCUUCAAGGACCAGAAGGGGAAUAUUUGUUAUGGGUUUGCCACCUUUCGUGGCAUGUGGUUCAUUGAUGGAUCAGCAACCAUACCACCAGAGCUUGCAGCCAAGUACAAGCUGAAAUUUAUUGAUUUUGCACAUGCAUUCAUGUCAAUAUUGGUUUUCGCAGCCAUUGCAUUGUUUGAUCAAAAUGUAGUGCACUGUUUCUACCCAGAACCCUCACCUGGAACAAAGGAGGUCCUCACUGCACUGCCCGUCGGGAUCGGAGUUGCCUGCAGUAUGUUGUUUGUUGUUUUUCCUACUAAACGACAUGGUAUUGGCUUUCCACUCACUGGCAAUUAAAUCUGCAAACAUUUCAAAUUGAUGAGGAUGUAUGCUUGGCCUUGUUCAUCACCAGGGCAUCACUGCUUGUUGUUCUUUAAUGUGAAUAACACAAAGUGAAGCCAAAAACCUCUGUAUAUUAUAAUCA
Messenger RNA from Andrographis paniculata, 769 nucleotides. Its product is annotated as protein DMP6-like. Gene Ontology annotation, biological process: endomembrane system organization. NCBI's taxonomy places the organism in Eukaryota, Viridiplantae, Streptophyta, Magnoliopsida, Lamiales, Acanthaceae. The transcript has a single exon. Bases 1 to 642 code for a protein of 213 amino acids. The record is from RefSeq and is a predicted model, not a curated record.